Gongylonema pulchrum is the source of this 216-nucleotide messenger RNA. The record is from the annotation of a GenBank genome assembly. Lineage: Eukaryota; Metazoa; Nematoda; Chromadorea; Rhabditida; Gongylonematidae.
AUGCUGAUGCUGUUGUUGCAAUGUGAAAUGAUGCGCAACCAUGAACGGACAGCUGAAUCCAGUUUACGAGUGGUCAUCGCAGUCUUUAUUGCACCAGGAACACCGACUUGUGUGGUACUUUUUGCUGCUGCUUGCUUUCGUCAGCCAGGCAUGACCAGUCUCGCGCAGCAACACAAAAUAGUGGUAGUGGCAGCCGCAACAGUGGCAGCAGCAUAA